AGUGAAGUGGGUGAAGGCUCAAGAAAAGGGGAAAGCUUCUUCUUCCAUCUUCCAGCAAUAUGAUAUCAUCAACAACACAGACCCAGACAAAACAAAACUAAACUUUAACAUAUCACAACACAGACAACAUUAACUAAACAAAAUAAAUCUCUCUCUCUCUCUCUCUCUCUCUCUCUUUCUCUCUGUGUCUCAAAUCUCACCUCUUGCUGUGGUGCAGAUCUCAAGGGGGAUCUGAGGUGAGGUGAGGUUUUGAUUGGGGGAGGGGGAAAGACGCCUCCUUUUUAGGGUUUUCUACAAUGGCCACACCCUUUCCGUUUCCCCUCUCCGCUACUCAGGUGGGUACCUACUUUGUGGGGCAGUACUACCAUGUUCUUGAGACCAAGCCCGAGUUGGUGUAUCAGUUCUACUCUGACGCCAGCACUAUGAUACGCAUUGAUGGCAACGCCAGGGACACUGCCACUGCAAUGCUGCAAAUCCACGCGCUUAUUAUGUCAAUCAGUUUUACUGGAAUUGGAAUCAAGACAGUACAAUGUCUGGAAUCUUGGAGUGGUGGCGUUCUUAUAUCGGUUUUUGGUUCUGCGCAACUUAAGGACUACAAUGUGAGGAGGAAAUUUAUGCAAUUAUUCUUCCUUGCACCCCAAGAAAAGGGCUUCUUUGUGCUCAAUGAUAUUUUUCACUUUGUUGACGAGGAGCCAGUUCAUAAUCUCCAGCCUGUAUUUUUGGCUCAGAGCAAUUUUGACUCAAAAUUAAAUGCUACUAGUACAAUUAAUAAACCAGUUUCCAACUACCUGUUGGGUGGAGAUAUACAGGCAAGGGACUUCGUUGCUAGAAAUGAGGUCAAAGAAAACGGGGCAGUCAAUACCUAUGGAUUUUCACAGCAACAAAUUGCACAAGUCCAUGAAUCUGAACAUGUUCAGGAAGAUGUUAUCAUUGAAGAGUCACAUGGUUUUUUUCAACCUUCUGUGAAUGAUGUGCAAGAACUUGCACCUUCUUCUGCCGAAGAACCUCCUGAGGAGCCCCUAAAACAUACUUAUGCUUCCAUCUUACAGGUUGCUAAAGGACAAGUCACACUAUCUGUAGCUUCUCAGCCAUCUCUGAAGAAGGCGCCUUCUUUGGAUAAGGAGCAUUCUACACCAACAAAUAGUCAGCAAACACCUACAUUCACUAAAGCAUUUGAAAGGUCUGAGAUUGAUAUAGCGGAGGACAUUCCCACAGCUGAUGAUGAAGAUGAAAUCAAAUCUGUUUAUGUGAGAAACUUGUCCCCUACCGUCUCUGCUUCUGAAAUUGAAGAGGAAUUGAAGAAUUUCGGUAGGAUUCGACCUAAUGGUGUAGUCAUAAGAAGUCGCAAGGAUGUCGGAGUCUGCUAUGCAUUUGUUGAAUUUGAAGAUAUGAAUGGGGUUCAUAAUGCAGUCAAGGCAGGAUCUGUUGAAGUAGCAGGAAGACAAGUAUACAUUGAGGAACGAAGACCAAACAGUAACAUCCCUUCCCGAGGAGGAAGGAGGGGCAGAGGAAGAAGUAGCUAUCAAUCAGAAGCACAGAUAGGGCGUUUUGGUCCAAGGAGCUAUGGCAGGGGAAAUGGGCAAGAUGGAGGUGAAAGGGAGUACAACAAAACCAGAGGAAACGCUUUCUAUAGGCCCACUACCCGCCAAGAGAGCGGAUAUUGAGAUUUUCAAGGGUCAUUUAGAGUUGUACGAACUGUUACAUACUUUCUUGGAGGAAAUAUACGAAACAAUAAAUGGUUAAGAUAAUUUAAUUGUUUCUAAAUCAAAUUGUGUAUGGUCUGUUAUUUUGUAACAUUUGUUAAUAUGUGUAAUUUAUGAGCGUUUUCAUUAAAAUUUUCCUGUAGAAACUUCUUAAAAAUCCAGUGAAUUGUGUAUAAUUUGUUAAUAUAUUCUUAAAAACAAAUGAGAUCAUUUUGCGUGCGCUUGGGCAUUUCAAACUAGAAUUUUCAUUACAAGUCAUUGGAACACAAUAAAAAAAAAUUAUAUUAUUACGUUGUCUCAGUCAUUAUUAUUAUUAGCAUCACUUCAUCUUCACAAAAAACAAGUGUAGGUUUUCCAUGGAAUCUUUCAUGUGACUCUGCAUGAACUUUUUUUAUCCCUAACUAGCUCUUUGGCGUAACAAGGAUAGGCAUAGUAGUAUCAGAAUAGAUUAAAACAAGGUCCAUCAAUUAGCGGGUACAUCUCAACGAAUGCCAUACUAAUUAGGGAAAUAAAUUUUCUUAACUAGCUUUUUUAACUUAAUCAUAAAUCAUUUCGUAAGUUAUUAUUCUCCUGCUGAACCAUUACAUACAUGCCAUUCUAGAAAAAUAAAGGCCAAAGAAAUGCAGUUAGUAAAUAAAUGUGAUUUUCUUUAUUGUGGAUGAGUUAAACUUUCUGCUUAGAUGUGUUGAUUGUGUGCAGUUUCUUUAUUCACCAGCAACCACAAGCAUUUAUUUGGCACAUUUUUCUGCAGAAUAUCACUUGAAAAUGGCUCUGCCUCUAAAUUUCAGCUUUCCCCAUCAUCUGUUUCCCAGAGAAAGGACGUAUAUGCUGCCAGAACAUUGCUGAAAGAAGAAAAGUUGCAUCUUAAUUAUUUAUGCAAAUACUUAUUUUUCUUUUGUUCAGAAUUAAGGGCACUUAUAUAGUGCAUUGAGCACUAGUUAUAGAUGAUUCAAUAAUUCUUUCAACGAAGGAUCAAGAAGAGCCUGGCCACCAUGAAUUUUUCUCUCCUAUUUUUCAGAAUUAUAAACAUGUUCAGAAGCAUAACGUUUUAUAUAAGUGUGUCUCAAAACUGUACCUAUUCCCAGGAGUAGCCUGAACUGCUUGCUCAAAUAAAGAUGAAGCUUUUUCCUCAUCA
Vigna umbellata (rice bean) is the source of this 2838-nucleotide messenger RNA. RefSeq names its product nuclear transport factor 2-like. The record is from RefSeq and is a predicted model, not a curated record. Gene Ontology annotation, cellular component: ribonucleoprotein complex; cytosol. Gene Ontology annotation, molecular function: mRNA binding. NCBI's taxonomy places the organism in Eukaryota, Viridiplantae, Streptophyta, Magnoliopsida, Fabales, Fabaceae.